GUCGUGGUUGAUAUGUACGAGUGGGGUCGCGCGGGUCUGUCAUAAAAGUCGGGUGGGAAUUUGGUGUCGGGGGCAGUGCGACUAGAAGUAUCAAGUUAAUAUUUAAGGAUAGAGCUGCUUCCGAAUUUCCAUGAAUUCAGUUCAGGUGUGGUGGGUUAUUCUUAGCCGAGCCACCGCUUUGUGACUGGUGGGCGGGCGGGCGCCGGUAUUUUCCACCCAGAGGCUCAAAUGAUUGCUGGCUCUGCAGUUUUGCAGUGAUUUUCCAUAAACUUAAGACACUCCCAAACUGUACACGAAACAGCAGUUCCAGACAGCUGUGGAUAACAGCAAUGCUGCCAUUAUCAAGCAAGGACCGACCGUACCGGAACGGCCUCUGGCAGCGGCUGACCGAGCGGGUGGGCGGCUGGCUGCGGCUCAUAUUUGCCGACCAGAAUGCCAAGAACCUCUUUUUCUUCCUGCUCCUGAAUCUGUCGUUUGCAUUCGUGGAGCUGUUCUACGGUGUGGCGACCAACAGCCUGGGUCUGAUCAGCGACGCCUUCCACAUGUUCUUCGACUGUACGGGCCUGUUGGCCGGCCUGGUGGCGGCCGUCAUCACUAGGUGGCGCGCCAACGAGCGCUUCUCCUACGGCUACGUCCGCGCCGAGGUGCUGGGCGGCUUCAUCAACGGCCUGUUCCUGCUCUUCAUCGCGUUCUUCAUCUUCUCGGAGGCGGUUGAGCGGGCCGUGGAGCCGCCAGAGGUCAAGCACGAGCGACUCUUCGUCGUCUCUGUGCUCGGCCUGCUCGUCAACCUGGUGGGCAUCUUCGUCUUCCAGCACGGUGGCCACGGCCACAGCCACGGCGGCGGCGGCCACGGCCACAGCCACGGCGGCGAGAGUCACGGCCACAGCCACGGCGGCGGCGGCCACAGCCACGACGGCCAUGGCGGGGACGGUCACGGCCACGGACACAGCCACGAGCUGCCGCAGGGCUCCAACUCGCAGAUCAUGAAGGGCGUGUUCCUGCACAUUCUAGCGGACACGCUGGGCAGCGUGGGCGUCAUCGUGUCGGCCAUUCUGAUGAACCAGUUCGGCUGGAUGAUCGCCGACCCGAUCUGCUCCAUGUUCAUCGCCACCACCAUCGCCAUCUCGGUGCUGUCGCUGAUCCGCGAGUCGGUCUGCAUCCUGAUGCAGCGGCAGCCGCGCGAGCUCGACCACCUGCUGCCAGGCUGCUACCAGCGCGUGGCGCAGCUGGAGGGCGUGCUGAGCGUGCAGGAGCCGCACUUCUGGACGCUCUGCUCGGACGUCUACGUCGGCGUGCUAAAGCUGGAGGUGACGCCACACGCCGACCCCAAGUACGUGGUCAGUCACACACACAUGAUCUUCUCCGGCGUCGGAGUGCGGCAACUGCAUGUACAGCUUGACUAUGCGCCCAUGUGAACGCGGCCUCCCGGCUCAUAGACACAUAUUUAUUGCUCGGCGCUGGUAAGAGUGCGCGACAACCCAAAUGGCCAGGGUCCACCGAGAACUAUUUUUAUAUUGCGUGGGCGCCCUGGUGUUGUUUUUUUAACGUUGGUAUUUUAUUUCGUGCCAGCGGCAUCCAGCCUCGGGCAUUCCCAAUAGUGAAUGCGCGUUCCAGGGGCUGCGUCCAUUCUGUGAUCCGUGUUAGCCGCCUGUGCAUGUGCCGCAUUAUUGGAUACACGU
Pollicipes pollicipes is the source of this 1679-nucleotide messenger RNA. Its product is annotated as zinc transporter 7-like. NCBI's taxonomy places the organism in Eukaryota, Metazoa, Arthropoda, Thecostraca, Pollicipedomorpha, Pollicipedidae. The transcript is spliced from 2 exons. Gene Ontology annotation, cellular component: membrane; Golgi apparatus; cytoplasmic vesicle. Gene Ontology annotation, molecular function: zinc ion transmembrane transporter activity. Gene Ontology annotation, biological process: intracellular zinc ion homeostasis; zinc ion import into Golgi lumen. The coding region runs from base 330 to 1415 and encodes 361 amino acids. The record is from RefSeq and is a predicted model, not a curated record.